Molecule: messenger RNA, 300 nt
Organism: Phytophthora infestans T30-4
Lineage: Eukaryota; Oomycota; Peronosporomycetes; Peronosporales; Peronosporaceae
Product: small nuclear ribonucleoprotein G
Exons: 2
Coding region: 27-221 (64 amino acids)
Biological process (GO): mRNA splicing, via spliceosome; spliceosomal snRNP assembly
Cellular component (GO): U1 snRNP; P granule; U5 snRNP
Molecular function (GO): RNA binding
Source: RefSeq, a predicted model, not a curated record
CGGCGGGCCCCGACCUCAAGCGAUACAUGGACAAGAGGCUGAGCCUCAAGCUCAACGGCAACCGCAAGGUGUCGGGCGUGCUGCGUGGCUUCGAUCAGUUCAUGAACGUGACACUGGACGAGACGGUCGAGGAGGUUUCGGCCACUGAGUCCAACCGCAUCGGCAUGGUGGUGAUUCGAGGCAACAGCAUCGUGCAGUUCGAGUGUCUCGAGCGGAUUUAAACUUGUAACUUCAUUCCACAGUGGCUGAGCCCACAAGGAGCAAGCUGAUGGUAGUAGAUUUCGUUUUGACCUCCUGAAA